Molecule: messenger RNA, 1025 nt
Organism: Sphaerodactylus townsendi
Lineage: Eukaryota; Metazoa; Chordata; Lepidosauria; Squamata; Sphaerodactylidae
Gene: POLD4
Product: DNA polymerase delta 4, accessory subunit
Exons: 5
Coding region: 363-701 (112 amino acids)
Biological process (GO): DNA synthesis involved in DNA repair; DNA-templated DNA replication
Cellular component (GO): delta DNA polymerase complex
Molecular function (GO): DNA-directed DNA polymerase activity
Source: RefSeq, a predicted model, not a curated record
ACCAUGCAAUGACACGACGGCUCCAAGCCACCGAGACGCACGAAGUCCAGCAAGCGGAACAGCAGCGUCUCUUCUCCGCCAGGGCUGACCGCCGCCAACCUCCUUCCGCUGGCCUUCUCCUCUGCCUGUGCCUUUAACGCAAAGCGAAAGCAGCGCUGCCAUUGGCGGAUACAAAUAACAACAACAGCCACAGCCGUCCCUGGCGUAGGCCGUGUAGCUUCGCACCCUUUCCCUUGGCAUCGCCUGCCAGGCGCGCGAGAAGUCUUCGCCGUCUCUUCCGCGAGACAUUUUUGGGCACCUGUCAACAUCCAGCCCGGAUCCGGGCCCUCCAUUUGGAGCAAUCUGCUGAAGUUCAUGGGGCCAUGGGCAGAAAGCGGCUCAUCACAGACUCUUUCCAAGUGGUAAGGAAGAAGAAAAGGGAUAGCAAGGAAGUAAAGGCUCAGAGCCCUCCCUGUGAUGCAGAGACAAUCCAGGUAGAAGCCCUCCUGCAAGAGGCUGUGCAGCCAGAACAGGCAGAGGUGUUGAAACAGUUUGAUCUCAGCUGGGAAUUUGGGCCCUGCACUGGAAUCACUCGCUUGCAGCGUUGGGAGCGAGCAGAAUUGCUGGGGCUCAGUCCCCCCACCACAGUGCGAGAGCUACUGCUAAAGUACAAGGGGAAUCCCACAGUUAUGCACAGCUUGUGGCAUGAAUAUUCACUCUGAGAAGAACAACUGGCAAUACCUCUGGCCAAGAAGGAGCCCCUGCUGCUUUGAAGUGGUUGCCAAUUCAAUAAUUCCUUCAUUCCUUUAACACAAGUAACUUUAGUAGGAAAAAACAGCCCUGGGAAGAUGCUGAGGAGUUCACAAAGGCCUAGCCCAGCUGGCUCCUGCAGAGAGAGUUGUGACUCCAAGUUGCCAGCGACCAGCAUGGAGAUUUCCCUUGAAAUUUCUGUUUUCACAUGGCUACAAAAAUAAAAGUUUGUUAAGAGACAGAAAGAACAUGGAAGUAGUCUGUGCCAAAUAAAGGUAAUGAUUGAUUUGUGCCAA